Molecule: messenger RNA, 243 nt
Organism: Phytophthora infestans T30-4
Lineage: Eukaryota; Oomycota; Peronosporomycetes; Peronosporales; Peronosporaceae
Exons: 1
Coding region: 1-243 (80 amino acids)
Source: RefSeq, a predicted model, not a curated record
AUGUCCAACCAGUAUCUUCAAUUUAUUACCUCACAGCCGUCAAAACGAAUAAUUUUCAAAUGCGUUUUGGAAGGCAUCUCGCGCACUUCAACACACACUCCUUCAUUCCGCACGUGCAGCACGUCGGCUCCUCAUUCACCCUUCACCCCCAACGUCACCGGAGUAUGUCCAAUCACCGAAGGGCCAGCUCUCCUGCGCGCGAAGAAAUCUUAUCAGACCCAGGCCACUGGAGUGGCCAAGUGA